Molecule: messenger RNA, 2681 nt
Organism: Chironomus riparius
Lineage: Eukaryota; Metazoa; Arthropoda; Insecta; Diptera; Chironomidae
Source: the annotation of a GenBank genome assembly
GUAAAUCUAACGCUGAAGCGUUAAGACGUGUGCGGCAAUAUUUGGCAUUUUAAAUUGGAAUUAGUUGUGCCAAACCAAGAGUGAUCGACACAUUAUUAAACUGUUAAUAACCUACCGAAAUAAUUUUUUCAAGUUCACAGAACCAAAAAAUUUUACAUACUCGAUGAUGUGGUGUUGAUGUUGUUUAGCAAAAAAAUGAAAUCAACGUGUUAGGAUUAUUAUUGUGUUAAGACUAGUGGAAUUAAAAUUUAUUCUUUGAAGAUGAGUGGCGUACAUAACAUUGCCUUUGAGUCAUCAGAAAAUUUGAAUAAGGAUGACAGUCAAAAUUACCAACAAAAAAGCAAUGGAGAAAAUAUUGACUUAACACCGAUGAAUCUCGAGAAUGACGAGCAGCAUGAAACAGACACGAAAAGGAAAAAAUAUAAAUUUUUAACAUCUAUCAUCCUGCAUCUGAUCUUUGUGACAUAUUUUUCAUAUGCUACAUACCAUUACAUCUCAACCAGAGAUACAUGCACGAGGGAUUGCACCCUUACAUUAUGCUCCUCAUAUGGAUUGCUCUUGUUGGUUUAUGGCGCAACAUACUUAGGAAUAUUGUAUUAUAAAGUAAUUAAGCCUUACUUAGGAGAUGAAAUUGAAAAUAUAGUAUUUACACCAAUGCAAGAUCUAAUCAGUAGUCUUCUACAGAGUCUCACAGCAAAAGUAGCAAUUUUCAUCGUAUUAUCAGCUGCUUUCUUCGGAUAUAUUAUUUAUGAAACAUAUUCGGACUUUUCUCGACUACGCGCUUUAAUUGGAAUAGCUGCAUUUAGCUUGAUAGGAUUCUUCAUGUCAGAAAACCACAAAAGAAUAAUUUGGAGACCAGUGAUCUGUGGUGGUGUAUUCCAGUUCUUGUUAGGAAUCAUGUUCAUUCGAUGGCCAGUUGGAAGAGGGAUUUUCCAGUGCUUUGGCAAUAAAGUCUCUGAUUUUUUAAGUUUUGGAAAGGAUGGUGCAGCCUUUGUAUUUGGAAAUGAAUUAGUUUGGGACAAACAAAUUUUCGCAUUUGCUGUGUUGCCAACAAUAUUUUUCUUCAGUCUGUGCAUCUCUGUAUGUUACUACCUUGGAGCUAUGCAAUGGGUGCUUUUCAAACUUGGAUGGAUUCUUCAAUCAAUUUUGGGAACGACUGUUUGUGAAAGUGUGAAUGCAGCUGGAAAUAUAUUUUUGGGGAUGUCAGAGGGUCCUUUAAUAAUAAGGCCAUAUAUUAAGCAUCUGACUCAUUCUGAAAUCCAUGCACUCAUGGUGUCUGGAUUUGCUACAGUUUCUGGGUCAACAAUGGUUGCCUAUAUUGCAUUUGGAGCCGAACCAGCUCAUUUGAUUACAGCAACAGUAAUGGCAGCACCAGCUUCAUUAUGCUUCUCCAAACUAGUGUAUCCAGAAUUGGAGAAAAGUAAGACAUCAUCAAACAACAUUGAAUUGGAGAAAUCAACUGAUUCAUCAAUAUUAGAUGCAGCAUCAAAUGGAGCAAGUCAAGCAAUUCCUCUAAUUCUUAACAUUAUUGCUAACUUGGUCGCUUUUGUUGCUUUCGUGACAUUUGCUGACGCGAUUUUAAAAUGGAUAACAUUAUUAAUGGGGUUCGAUAACGUUGAUAUCCAAUACAUUUUAGGUAAAAUGUUCAUGCCAAUAAGUUGGUUGAUUGGUGUUGAUUGGAAAGACUGCGAAGCAGUAGGAAAUGUCAUUGGAACUAAAACGAUAAUUAAUGAAUUCGUGGCAUUUAAGAAAUUAGGAGAAUAUAAGGCGAAUCAUGAAAUUUCAAUGAGAUCAGCAGCGAUAGCAACAUUUGCGAUAUGUAGCUUUGCAAAUCCAGCUUCGAUGGGCAUCAUGAUUGGUGCUUUGUCAGCUUUAGCACCUGAAAGAAAAUCCUCAUUCACAAAAGUUAUUCUAAAAUCAUUUAUUUCUGGAUGUUUUGUGACUCUUUGUACAGCCAGUAUUGCAGGAUUAUUAAUGACCGAUGAAAUUUAAAUUUAUAAAAAUUCCAGUUUUAAUAACUUUAUUAAAUAUUGUGAGCAAAAUAUGGAUACUUUAAAUAUUUUAUAGUAAUUUUUUUAAAAUUAAGCUUGUAUCAUGCUACGAUUUAUCACAAAUUAGGAACAUGACUAAAAGUUUUCAGCAAAUGACAAGUAAGUAUAGUUGAAGCUGUUUAUGGAAGAGCUAGAAGGUCAUUCAAUUUGUAAAGAGCUUGAAUUCGAUCAUAAACGACAUCAGUAAACUGAAGCAUUUCAGGAAGUGCCUUAACGGCUGAACCAACAUCUUUACAAACUUUAGUAAGCAAAACAUCACGGGUGGGUAAAGCAUACAUUGCUAAAUUAGCACCCUUUCUUAUUAGAAAUGGAUGAUAAGGAGCCAAUGUGUCCUGAUAAGAGACUUUACAUGCAUCACUCGUCUUAUCAUCGGGAUUUAAUUCUGCAAGUUUUCGUAGAAAGUUUCGUGUAAAGUCCAAACCUCUAUGUAAACGCAAAAGUGUUCUACAGCCAGAAACAUAAUCUUUCUUUUGCAAUAAUUCGGCUGACAUUUCAUAAUCCAUCAUAGAUUUAACAGAUAAAAACUUAUCACAAACUUCUUUAUUUAAUCUAAACUCCUCAAGAAUUCCAAUUUUAACUUUGAUAUCUGAAGAUACAAAUCCAAAAAUUGUACCCAUAGCAUUAAAGAAC